AUGCAGCUGGUAUUCACAGCCUUCUUUAUGCUGCUCUUUGUCCUGCUGUGUCUCCUGGGCAUCCUGGCCAACGGCUUCAUUGUGUUGGUGCUGGGCAGAGAGUGGAGGCGGCAUGGGAGGCUGCUCCCCUCGGACAUGAUCCUCAUCAGCUUGGGUGCCUCCCGGUUCUGCCUGCAGUGGAUUGGAAUGGCGCACAACUUUUACUACUUCCUCUACCUGGGGGAGUUUGGCACAAGUCCCUCCCGACAGCUCUUUGGUCUCCAGUGGGACUUCCUGAAUUCGUCCACCUUCUGGUUCGGCACCUGGCUCAGCGUCCUCUUCUGCGUGAAGAUCGCGAACCUCACGCACCCCACCUUCCUCUGGCUGAAGUGGAGGUUCCCAGGGUCGGUGCCCUGGUUUCUGCUGGGCUCUCUCCUGAUCUCCACGGUCGUCACCUUGCUCUUCUUCUGGGGAAACCGCGCCGUGUAUGAAGGGUAUUUUGUUGGGGAAUUUUAUGGGAAUAUGACCUACCAGGAGUGGAACAUGAGGAUGGAAAUUCACUAUUUCCUGCCCCUGAAAGUGGUCACAUUGUCGAUCCCUUGCUCUGUGUUUCUGGCCUCGACGGCGCUGUUGAUCAAUUCUCUGAGGAAACACACUCGGACCAUGCGGAGAAGUGCCCACAGCCUGCAGGACCCCAGCACGCAGGCUCACACCCGAGCUCUGAAGUCCCUCACCUGCUUCCUUGUUCUGUAUAUCCUGUCCUUCAUGUCCCUGAUCAUCGAUGCUGCAGGCUUCUUUUCCACAGACAGUGGCUGGUACUGGCCCUGGCAAAUUUUAAUCUACCUGUGCACCUCUGUCCAUCCCUUUAUCCUCAUCCUCAGCCACCUCAGGCUUCGAGCGGUGUCCAGGCGGCUGCUUCUGUUGGCCAGGGGCUUCUGGGCAGUCUAG
This is a messenger RNA of Molossus molossus (Pallas's mastiff bat), 927 nucleotides long. It is a transcript of the gene TAS2R41, whose product is annotated as taste 2 receptor member 41. Gene Ontology annotation, molecular function: G protein-coupled receptor activity. Gene Ontology annotation, cellular component: membrane. Gene Ontology annotation, biological process: sensory perception of taste; detection of chemical stimulus involved in sensory perception of bitter taste; G protein-coupled receptor signaling pathway. The transcript has a single exon. The record is from RefSeq and is a predicted model, not a curated record. NCBI's taxonomy places the organism in Eukaryota, Metazoa, Chordata, Mammalia, Chiroptera, Molossidae. Bases 1 to 927 code for a protein of 308 amino acids.